AUGUGGAAUUGCUCUCAGGCGACCGGGCCCCUGGGUGCCCAGCAGCUGAACGCAGCAUGGGACGGUCCAGCAAGUCAAACCCACGCUCUUCGGAGGCCAGCUUUUUUUUCUCAGUGGCCUGAGAACACAGUUUGUCCUUCAGCACGGCCUUGGCCCCAGAUGGUCCGACCUGGAGGCCUGGGCGGGGGACACAGCCGUGUGCCGGCUCUGCGGAAGCGAGGGGUCAGGCCGGGGCUGCCCCACUGCCACGGCACACCCUGCUGGCCAACGGCCACCACGCCUAGCAGUCCCAGCCCUGUUGGCAGUCCCCUGUGGCCCUCCCCUGCUGGCUGCCCCGUGGGCCCGUCUCCCUGCGGGGCCAAGGGCGCUUGCUCUCGAGGCCGCCUCGUCUGGCAGAAGCAACCACCGCUCCCUCUGGCCUGGGACUCUCUGUUCAAGCAGCUGUGCGUUGAACUGCCACUAUCCGUGUGUCUGUCCCCCAGGCUCUGUCCGUCCAGGAUGAAGACUUACUAUCCUGUUGGUGCCAGAGCAGGGCACGGUGGGUCCACAGAUGGAAACGACGGUCUCCCAGCCGAGUUCCAGGAGCCCAGCAUUCCAGCGUCUUCUGGAAACCCGGGACUGCUCCCCAGCCCCCUCUCUGCAGGGCCCCAGUGGGCCUCCGUCCCAGCGGCCCUGAUGAGAGUGACCAGUUCUGAGCAGCUGCCCUGUGACAGGUUCAGAGGAGAGUCCUGCGUUCCCCCUUCACUGUGCCCUGGGGGAUGCACUCGCCUCUGCGUUUUCAUUUCAGAAGACUGA
Molecule: messenger RNA, 795 nt
Organism: Rangifer tarandus platyrhynchus (Svalbard reindeer)
Lineage: Eukaryota; Metazoa; Chordata; Mammalia; Artiodactyla; Cervidae
Source: the annotation of a GenBank genome assembly